Salpingoeca rosetta is the source of this 1275-nucleotide messenger RNA. RefSeq names its product cysteine synthase. Bases 1 to 1275 code for a protein of 424 amino acids. Gene Ontology annotation, molecular function: cysteine synthase activity. Gene Ontology annotation, cellular component: cytoplasm. The transcript has a single exon. NCBI's taxonomy places the organism in Eukaryota, Choanoflagellata, Craspedida, Salpingoecidae. The record is from RefSeq and is a predicted model, not a curated record.
AUGUUGGAUGCGCGGGUGGUGGCGGGGCUGGUGUGCGCGAGCGCCGUUGUGUCGGCGGGCGUGGCGGUUGUGGUGAUGCGGUGGCAGGCUGCGCGCGCCAGCGGUCUUGGCAGUUGCGAGGACAACAGCAGGAAGGGCCCGAAGAAGGCAGGCGAGCAGCCAGACGACGACGAUGAACGGGAGGCACAAGUGCGCACUGGGCUGGAGGGCCUGAUCGGCCACACGCCGCUGGUCGAGUUGCGGUCGCUCUCGCGGAUCACGGGCUGCAGGAUCCUGGCCAAGUGCGAGAUGCUCAACCCUGGCGGGUCGUCCAAGGACCGCGUGGCGCUGGGCAUCAUCUUGGCGGCGGAGCGGGACGGCCUCCUCCGACCGGGCGGGACCAUCUAUGAGGGCACGGCCGGCAGCACGGGCAUCUCGCUGGCGCUGCUGGCGCGCGGGCGCGGGUACCGCUGCGUGAUUGUCAUGCCAGAUGACAUGGCCAUGGAGAAGGAGGUGAUGCUGCGCACGCUUGGUGCGGACGUGCGGCGCGUCAAGGCGGUCUCCAUCGUCAACCGCGACCACUUCUGUAACGUGGCCAAGCGCAUGGCUGAAGAGGACCCCAUGGGCUUCUACGCCAACCAGUUUGAGAACAUCGCCAACGCCCGCGCCCACUUUGCCACGACGGGCGCAGAGCUGUGGCAGCAGACGCGCGGGAGGCUGGACGCGUUUGUCAUGGCGGCGGGGACGGGCGGCACCAUCAGCGGCGUUGCGCAGUACCUGCGGCAGCGGGACCCGAAGAUCCGAGUGGCGCUCGUGGACCCGCCCGGGUCCUCGCUGUAUCUGAAGGUGGUGAGCGGCGUGACGUACACGGUGGAGCAGGCCGAGUCGCGGCUGCAGCGCAACCGCUACGACACCAUCACGGAGGGCAUUGGUAUUGACCGGCUCACCCGCAACUUCGACGCGGGCCUGCCCUUCAUCACGGACGCGUUCAAGGGCACAGACCAGCAGGCGGUUGACAUGGCAUACUUCCUGCUGGACAACGACGGCAUCUUCGUCGGCUCGUCAUCGGCCAUGAACUGUGUCGGGGCAGUGCGCAUGGCGCAGCGGCUGGGGCCCGGCCACACCAUCGUCACGUGCCUGUGCGACCAGGGCCACCGCAGCAUGUCCAAGCUUUACAGCCCGGAGUAUCUUGCGUCGCGAGGGCUGGUCACGCCACAGCGGGGUGCAGCGAUGCCAGCGUUUCUGACGCACGCGGAAGACAACGCCGACACGCGCGGUGGUGAUGCCAGGCAAUAG